CCUCCCCCCGCCCCUUUGUUUCCGCUGCCCCCUCUACCUUCGCACCCUUCUGCUACUCCGCCCGCCGUACUUCCUUUUGGGGCCCCACUGCGUUCCCCAUUUGUCCUUCCCAUCUUGUUGUCGUUACCACGACGCGGCCCCCCUCCGAGGCACCAUGUGGUUCGAGAUCGUCAUCUGCGGUGUAUUGGUCCUCGCCACGCUGGCAGUGUAUGACUACUUCUACAAUGCCGGGACCAAUGCGCCAGGGCCUUUCGGUUUGCCCUUCGUUUACCAGCUGAUUGAGGCUCACCGGAUUCUCGGUCGGCUGGACGAAUAUCUCGACGAGACGCGCCGCAUCUACGGGCCGACUUUCCUGAUGCGCGCGCCGGCCGUGCCGCCCUUCAUUGUCACCGUGGACCCGGCCAAUGUGGAGCACGUGCUGAAGACCAAGUUCUCCAACUACAUCAAGGGCGAAUUCUUCACCAGCAACCUGGAGGACGUCCUUGGAAAGGGAAUUUUCAAUGUUGACGGCGAGGCAUGGAAGCGCCAGCGCAAGAUCACGAGCCAUAUGUUCAAUGUGUCCAACUUCCGCAACGGCAUGACCCAUGUCUUCCGCUUCCACCUGCGUGAGCUUUGCUCCGUUCUGGAGACCAAGCUGGCCAAGCCGGUGGAUCUGCAUGAGUUCUUCCACCGGUUCACCCUGGACUCCAUCUGCCAGAUUGCCUUCGGCAAGAAUCUCGGGUCCAUCCGGAACAGCCGGCUGCCGUUCGUCGUUGCCUGGGACACCACCAACGAGACGGUCAUCUACCGAAUGAUCCUCCACCGGUACAUUCGCCAGCUGUUCAUCGCCGAAGAGAACGUCAGCUACAAGGUCAAGCUCCUGCGUGGCUUUGCGCGCGAUAUCAUCCAGGAACGCCGCGACGAGCAGGCCCGCGACCUGGAGCGCUUCAACUCCCGGUCGGAUCUCCUGUCGCUGUAUCUCGCCCGGACCGAUGACACCGGGCAGAUGUUCACCGAUGACUACCUGAUUGACAUGGUGCUGAACAUCAUCAUCGCCGGGCGUGACACCACGGCCCAGUCGCUGGCCUGGACGGUGAAGCUCCUGUGCGAGAACCCGGAGGUGUUUGUCAAGCUGCGCGAGGAGAUCGACCGCGUGCUGGGCUCGAGCAAGCCCUGCGAUUACACCACCUCCCAGCAGAUGAAGUACCUGAUGGCCGUCAUCCACGAGUCGCUGCGUCUGUAUCCCAGCGUGCCGCGUGACAUCAAGCAAGCCGUGGAGGAUGACGUCCUGCCGGAUGGGACCCGCGUGCCGAAGGGCUACCUGGUGGUGUACUUCCCGUAUGGCAUGGGCCGCUGCGAGGCCAUUUGGGGCCCGGACGCGCGGGCCUUCCGCCCGGAGCGCUUCCUCAACCCGGCCGGGGACUUUAUCAAGCCCUCGCCCUUCGCCUAUCCGGUCUUCCAGGCCGGGCCGCGCACUUGCCUCGGGCAGAACAUGGCGCUCCUGGAGCAGGCCAUGGUGCUGGCCACUCUGGUCCAGCGCUACGACCUCGAAAUGGUGCCGGACCAGAAUUUCGAGAUCGCCUUCAACCUCACCUGCCCCAUGAAGAACGGCCUGCAGGUGGUCAUCCGGCCCCGGGCCCAGCACUGUGCCGACGGGCCGCCCCCGCGUCUGGAGGACCAAUUCUCGGCCGACACUCUGGGCUCGAUGGCCGCCGAGCUGGAGGCCCAUUGAGGAAAGGGGGCCGAGCCGGGGGAAAAAAAAGGAGAAAGAACAACCGACGAAAAGGAGGAAGGCCUGUACACAUGUGCACGCUCAUCCCUGGAUGUAUGUCUUCGGCGCGCGCGCGCGCACUCAGUAUAGGUGUGCGUGCGGGGGCGGGGCCGCUUGCUCCGGCAACAGCGGGGCCAUUCUCUCCCUGCGCGAGAGAAGGAGGCUUCAGGGAACCAGAGCCCGAGGCUGACCGAGGGGGGAUGCGUACCGCGCGACGGGUGGCAAUUUCCCGGGCGAAACACACCGACAGGGCGGAGCAACACACGGCAAGAGGGCCAAGGGAGCAGAACAAAGCACCGUACCGGUGCAAGGAUCUGUCUGCACUCCUGUCCACCGCUCUUUGACUGCUCCUGUCAGGCCUCGUACAAAUGCGCCCGUCUGUCUGCCCGGUUCAUGCGCUCUUUCCACCUGCCUGCCUGCCUGCCUGCCUG
Fonticula alba is the source of this 2181-nucleotide messenger RNA. RefSeq lists its product as hypothetical. Gene Ontology annotation, molecular function: heme binding; oxidoreductase activity, acting on paired donors, with incorporation or reduction of molecular oxygen; monooxygenase activity. NCBI's taxonomy places the organism in Eukaryota, Rotosphaerida, Fonticulaceae. The record is from RefSeq and is a predicted model, not a curated record. The transcript has 5 exons. The coding region runs from base 155 to 1711 and encodes 518 amino acids.